Annulohypoxylon truncatum is the source of this 1686-nucleotide messenger RNA. Its product is annotated as FAD/NAD(P)-binding domain-containing protein. The coding region runs from base 310 to 1572 and encodes 420 amino acids. The record is from RefSeq and is a predicted model, not a curated record. The transcript has a single exon. Lineage: Eukaryota; Fungi; Ascomycota; Sordariomycetes; Xylariales; Hypoxylaceae. Gene Ontology annotation, molecular function: monooxygenase activity; FAD binding.
CUCCCAAUUCUCUUCAUCAACCGAACUAUAACUACUACCUCUGACAAUAUAUUCCUGUACCACCCAGAUUCACAUAGGAGCGCAGUAUCAUUAGCACCUAACACCGUCAUAGAUUUGUCAAUGAUAUUAGUUGAUCUACAAGAGGCUCUAAACAACCUGGAAGUCAUCGAAAAGCUGAUGUUACCAUCUCCUAGCUAAACGAGUAUAGUGACACUGUGACCGAUACAACCUUGGGACUCAUCUAUCAAUCAAAUUGCAGUAACGGUCUAACAUAUAGCAUCAUCGAUAACAUCGAUAACAUCGAUAAGAAUGCCACUGAAGAUUAUCAUCUGUGGUGCCGGCAUCGGGGGUCUUUCAGCGGCAGGAUUCCUCCGGGCUAAGCACGAUGUCACAGUCCUUGAACGGGGAGAACUGGACUUCACAGUAAAUGACUAUGGACUGUCGGUCGUUUCGAACUCAUUCAACCUCUUGGAAAGGGCAGGGAUCAAGACAGAAAAUCUCGAUACGGUUGUUAUGACACAUGUCUGGCAGAGAGGCCCUAAUAAUGAAGAGUUGAAGACCAUGCAUUUCGAUACGAGGGCGAGAUUUGGCGGAGCUCCCUCUGUAUUAGUGAAACGUGCCCUGCUACAAAAAGAGCUGCUGCGAUUCGCAACUGGCCCCGAGUUUUCCGGAGCACCCGCGAACAUCAUUCAAAAUGCUAAGGUAACGCGAGUCGACCCUGCUGCUGGUAAGGUCUGGACCGAAGACGGCCGAGAUUUUGAAGGCGACUUAAUUAUCGGAGCAGACGGUAUCCACUCGGUCGUCCGCAGCGCCGUCCUUGGAGAGGAUAUCACGGCAUCUAUCAGGACUUACAAUACCCUUACUUUCAUGGCGCAAUUGUCCGUCGAAGAUCUGAAGUCGGAUCCUGGGUUUGCUUACUUGGCCGACCCCACGACCCAAGCCGGGCUCUGCAGCGCACACGCAAAUUCGGGGCCCCGCGUAAACAAGCGCAUUCUGACUUAUCACACAUCACCCCGUGGCUUGCAAGUUGUAGGAUACACCUCCGAGAAUGAGUUUUCCGAAAUAUUUGACUCUGCCAAGACAGCCAUCAUCAGGGACGUCCCCGUAUCGCGGGUAGUUGAGGACUUUGCCCCUGAGUUCGCAGAAGGAUUCGUCAAUCUCUUCCGACAUAGCCAAGUCGACGCGUGGAGGAUUCGCGAUGUGGCGCCCCUAAGCACCUGGUUUUCUGGCAAGGCAUUGUUGAUAGGAGAUGCGGCUCAUGCGGUAACGCCCCACGCUGGGCAAGGAUGCAACGUCACAAUCGAAGACGCUGAAGCGCUAGGGUAUCUUUUGAAAGAUGUUGAAUCGCCCGAUGCUAUCCCAGAGGUGUUACAGAGGUUCAUGGCGCUUCGGAAAGACCGUGUGGCCUUCGUCACGAGGCGUUCGCAUGAGCUGGGCAAUAUACAGACAGAGGAAGAGAAGACCAAAGAGCUCAUCACACCUGAGCAGUUUGCGAGGACGAUAUAUACGUAUCAGGGUGCUGAGAAGGCAUUGAGUGGGCAGCAGAUGCCUCCAGCCGUGCGACCAACAUGAAAUGGAUGGGCUUACGGAUUGAUUUCUUGAUUUCUUCGGCCUUGGUUUAAGAAAGUCUUAACGAUUUACGCUAUAUAUGAGAAGCCUUAUUAUGAUAUCUACCAGUAUGUAUGA